Molecule: messenger RNA, 1077 nt
Organism: Lodderomyces orthopsilosis Co 90-125
Lineage: Eukaryota; Fungi; Ascomycota; Pichiomycetes; Serinales; Debaryomycetaceae
Exons: 1
Coding region: 1-1077 (358 amino acids)
Source: RefSeq, a predicted model, not a curated record
AUGCAUAUAUGGUAUUUCACCAUAUACAUCAUGGUUAUAAUAUAUGUAUCAUUUAAUACAGUUUUGGGUACUUUUGCAUUCGAGUUAUAUCAUUAUAUACAACAACAACAACAACAACAAGAAGGACAAAGAACAGAACUGCGACACCCACUACAACAAGCACCACUUCAUUUUCAAUUGCAUAAGUCAUAUAAUCAAGAGUUGUCCAAGCCUAAUAUUAUUCAAGAUACUUUUACUCCAUAUGAAAAGGAAGAAAAUCUUGAGCAUCCCCUGCCGUUUAAAAUAAUUUUAAUUUCAUCAAUCUCAGAGCUAUCACUUCGACACUUUGUCAAACCCAAUCACAUUUACAAAUUAAUCAACAAUACGGGGGUUAUCAUCCACGCAUCAAAAUUAAGCCUCCCCCUAUCUCCACCACCAACACACCACACAAGUAACAACUGGAUAUUCAUCCAAUCGCCGUACCCACCCCACGUUUCCCAAAUCCAUUUCCCAAUAUCAAAGUGUCUCAACCAACAAUUUGGUGAUGGAGGCAGCAUCGAUGUUCAAUCAACUAUAUUUGCAUCAUUUAUAAAUACUUUGGAUUUAACAUUGGGAUUGAAUAUCUUGUUUGCUAGUGAAUCCUUUACUUUACAUUUUGAAUUGACUAAACUGAUUACAUGGAGAAAUUUAUAUACUUGUAUUGUACCUGAUGGAAUGAUUGGUCAGAUGUGGGCUAGAUCAGAUGUGGUUGAAUUUGAUGUUGUUAACUUGAGUUUUAUUGAAUUCAAAAAGGAUAAAAGUAGUGACAAUUAUGAAGAUGAAGGUGAUGAUGUGGUGGAAAUUUUGAAGAAGGGAGAUAGAUUGAAGAAGAAGUUAAGAGGGUCCAAGGAGAAUGGGGUUAGAAAUAAAUUACACUACAAAAAGAAUAAAAUCAAGGUGAAAUUGUGGCGAAAGUUGCAAAAAAUUAAAAUGUUUAAUGGGGGUGGUGGCAGUGGCGGAUUACAACGGCGACCAAUUAUUUCAUGUGUUACUGAUGUUAGAUUAUUGGAUUGUUCUGGGAAGAGGACUAGAGAUUCACAAGGAUUGGAGAUUAUUUAA